AUUGUAGCAGGAGAAACUGCUGAGUGUGAUGUGAUGGAAUUUUUGCAUUAGUACUUGUGCGAACAAGGGAGUUGGAAGCAGUUGUUUUCAGGACUCACAGGGAAGAUACCCUUGGGAACUUCUGACUGAAGAUAAUGAAGAUGGCUGAGGCUAUCUGUUGCACUUUGUUGAAUUGCAACUGUGACAACUUUAAGCCUGGAAAGCAGAAAAGACGUCAGUGUGAAAACUGCAAGCAUGGCUGGGUUGCACAUGCUCUUAGUAAAUUGAAGGUGCAGGACAUGUAUCAGCAUGGCCAGGUGGAGAUUGUGCAUACCAACGUGGUGUUUGACAUCUGCAGCUUGAUGCUGUAUGGGACCCAAGCUAUUCCCAUACGCCUUAAGAUCCUUUUGGACCGCCUUUUCUCUGUUCUCAAACAAGAAGAGGUUAUCAGGAUCCUCAAUGCACUUGACUGGACACUACAGGACUACAUACGAGGAUAUGUACUGCAGGAUGUAGCAGGAAAAGUACUGGAUCGAUGGGCUAUUAUGACAUUUGAGGAGGAGAUUGCAACCCUGCAGCAGUUUCUGCGCUUUGGUGAGACCAAAUCCAUCGUGGAACUCAUGGUUCUACAAGACAAGGAGGGUCAAGCAGUAUUAGUUCCCAGCACUCGGACCAUCUCAGAUAUUCAUACAUUCAUUGAGCGAAACACGUCAUGCUCUUCUGCUAUCUUGUCUACAACCAAAGCAGAGAAGCAGAAAGGCAACAACAUGCACCACUUUGAGAAACUUAUUAAAAGCAUGGCCUUCAUAUUGCCUUUCCAGCUCUUAAAUUCUCUUCCAGCUCAAUGUCUUGGCUGUCCAACAGGUUCAUGCCAGCAGCUUCAUGAGCAACACCAGGAGUCAUGCCAAGGGUCAGUAAAGCACCAGAGUCAAAGGCAAGGUGAUCAAGCGCAGGACAACAUUGCUAAUGAGAAAAUCCACCAAAUUCCAUCUUCAGCAGACAGCAGCCAUAUCGGUACCAACUCUGUCACAUUCACUGCUCUUCAAGACAACCAGGUGGAAUGUCUUUCCUCAACAACAAAGAUUGAGGGGGUCGCAGGCGUGCUGGAGCCUAUCCUAGCAGUCAUCGGGUAGGAGGCGAGGGACACCCUGAACAGGUGGCCAGCCAAUCGCAGAGACAAACAACAAUCUGCUCUCACUCAUACGGGCAAUUUGGAGUUCUCAAUCGGCCUACUAUGCAAGUUUUUUGGGAUGUGGAAGAAAAUCGGAGUUCCCGGGAAAAACCCACGCAGACACGGAGAGAACA
Syngnathus acus (greater pipefish) is the source of this 1284-nucleotide messenger RNA. Its product is annotated as zinc finger protein basonuclin-1-like. Bases 135 to 1112 code for a protein of 325 amino acids. Gene Ontology annotation, biological process: regulation of transcription by RNA polymerase I. Gene Ontology annotation, cellular component: nucleus. The transcript has 5 exons. Lineage: Eukaryota; Metazoa; Chordata; Actinopteri; Syngnathiformes; Syngnathidae. The record is from RefSeq and is a predicted model, not a curated record.